CACUCCAAGUAUGACAAGCCCUAUGCAGACCCAGUGCAUGAUCCCACCUGGACCUGGUGGCGAAGGAAAAGAAAGGACAAGGAUUACUUCUUUUACCUGUUCAGCAACAGGCUGGCGGCAGAAGGCAUAUACAUCAACAUGGACUCCUACCAAAAGCUCUACAAUGUGUCGGUUGACCCUGGAAUUCCCGAACUUGUCUAUUUAGACAAGGGCAACUGGUUCAGCUACACUGUGGUCUUAAUGUCCCAUCAGGACACCUUCACGAGCUCUGAUACCCAAGGAGCCACUAUUAAUGUGGAUAAGAAGCUGGCAAUGGCUGUGGUAGUGGCAGAUCCGGACUGCGUUUCUGCAAGUUUGACUCAUGAAGUCAAACUUAAUCGCAACACAGUGCUCAGCAAGAUUAAAGUCAUGGAUAAAAAGAGAUGUGCUGAACAGGGCAUGGUUGGACAGAACAUCAAGAAGACUUCUGUAACGAUCAAGCUCUUGGGUGCGACUGGGAAAUGCUUCCAGAACACAUACCUUGGGACACGCAUUCGAGUACUGGAAUUUGGGUACUGGGUCUGGUACUGGGGGCGGAGGGUUGGUUCAAGUCCCCAGAGGGCUGGUUCCUGUUGCUGUCCUGGGAGCACUGUAAAUCCAUUCAGAUUUUAAAAGUACAUGUAUGAGUAUUUU
This is a messenger RNA of Mastomys coucha (southern multimammate mouse), 672 nucleotides long. RefSeq names its product cation channel sperm associated auxiliary subunit gamma (gene Catsperg). Gene Ontology annotation, cellular component: sperm principal piece; motile cilium; CatSper complex. The coding region runs from base 139 to 651 and encodes 170 amino acids. The transcript has 6 exons. NCBI's taxonomy places the organism in Eukaryota, Metazoa, Chordata, Mammalia, Rodentia, Muridae. The record is from RefSeq and is a predicted model, not a curated record.